AUGUAUCGUCUUGUAGUGACUUUGGAGGGCGUGAACCAAGAGCUUAUAAUCACUGAUGAGAUUACUGGCUAUUUGGGACACGAAGAGAUCCCAAGAGGGAGUGCUGACAAAAGAAUGGGGCUACGCAUGUGCUCUCAGGCUCUGCACCCUGUGUUCGGGCGGUUUGGUAUAGGGCAGGCUCCGGGUGAUGUACGCAUGGCCGGCUGUGAUUCGAGGAUACAGGCCGGGGACGGCGGCUUUGCGGAGAGCCGUGAGCUUGUGCUCAGGCUGUCCAGACAGCAAAAACCUGCCGUCUUGGCCUUGGUGCCGUCUCGUCCACAGUCCGCCGGCGAUGCUGCGCCUCUCUUAUCAUCGACUCCGCGCGUUCUUGCAUCACCGUCAUCCUCAAAAACACCACCGCCAUCAUCAUCAUCAUCAUCAUCAUCAUCAUCACCAUCAUUGCCAUCGUCGUCACGAUCGAUAGUCUCACCGUCCCAAUAUAGGCGCAUACGCUCCACGCUACCUGCCGCUGGCUGCCGCCGCCGUCUCUUCUUGGUGUUUAUGUACUACCAUCCCCCCGUUGUCUUACACUCCCGCACCGUUACCAGCUCGCCUUUUGCUGUAGUAAUAGCUUGCUUUUUUAUCCCCAACCCUUCCCCCGUUGCAUCUGGCGUCGGAUCUUCUCCGGUGGGUGCCUGCCAACGGCUACCUCAAUCGGUACCACCAAGUUCGCUUCCCCUUUCAACACCAUCGGCAUCCCGGCAUCCCUGGCCCAUGGCCUAUCUCUCAACAUCGACCCAACCAAGUGUAACUAUACACACGCUGAGCUUGCCACUACCAUCUGCAUGUAAAAAGCCCAUCCUGAUUCUCGAGCCGCGUCACCCUGCAGCUGCUCGCUGCACUCGACUCCACCAUGAAUGCGGGAAACGUUUCGGCACGUAG
Bipolaris zeicola 26-R-13 is the source of this 921-nucleotide messenger RNA. RefSeq lists its product as uncharacterized. Lineage: Eukaryota; Fungi; Ascomycota; Dothideomycetes; Pleosporales; Pleosporaceae. The record is from RefSeq and is a predicted model, not a curated record. The transcript has 3 exons. The coding region runs from base 1 to 921 and encodes 306 amino acids.